This is a messenger RNA of Gekko japonicus, 1737 nucleotides long. RefSeq names its product acid phosphatase 5, tartrate resistant (gene ACP5). The record is from RefSeq and is a predicted model, not a curated record. Bases 1 to 1065 code for a protein of 354 amino acids. Lineage: Eukaryota; Metazoa; Chordata; Lepidosauria; Squamata; Gekkonidae. Gene Ontology annotation, biological process: bone resorption. The transcript has 5 exons. Gene Ontology annotation, molecular function: ferrous iron binding; ferric iron binding; acid phosphatase activity.
AUGACGGGAGGAAGAGCCCGCAGCGUCCUAACCGCGGCAUGCUCUCUCCCCAGUUGCUCGCCUGCUGCAGGCUUGGAGAACUUCUGGUGCCGGAUGAUGCGUUUCCUGUGCCUCUUGGGGCUCCUCCUGGCCGCCCGGGCAAGCCCCCAGGCCCGCUCUGAGCUGCGCUUCAUUGCCGUGGGCGACUGGGGCGGGAAGCCCCUCUCCCCCUUCUACACGGACCGCGAGGUGGCUGUCGCGGAGGAGAUGGCGGCCACGGUGUCGGCCACGGGGGCGGACUUCAUCUUGUCCCUUGGAGACAACUUCUACUACAGUGGGGUGAACGACCUGUACGACAAGCGGUUCCAGGAGACCUUCGAGACGGUCUUCCGGGCCCCCUCGUUGCGCGACGUGCCCUGGUACGUCAUCGCUGGAAACCACGACCACCUGGGGAACGUCUCGGCCCAGAUCGCCUACAGCAGGAUCUCCAAGCGUUGGCGUUUCCCCAAACCCUACUACCGGCUGAGAUUCAAGGUCCCCGGCAGCAACGCCACCAUCGCCAUCCUCAUGAUCGACACGGUGACCAUCUGCGGCAAUUCGGACGACUUCCACGACGAGCAGCCCCUGGGCCCCAAGGACCUGGGCGUGGCCCGGAGCCAGCUCUCCUGGCUGCGCAAACAGAUGGCCAAGGCCAAGGAGGACUACCUGCUGGUCGCCGGGCACUACCCGGUCUGGUCUGUGGGGAGACACGGCCCCACCGCCUGCCUGGUCAAGCUACUUCAGCCCCUGCUGCAGCAGCACAAGGCCACCGCCUACUUGUGCGGCCACGACCACAACCUGCAGUACUUGGAGGACAAAGCUGGCGUGGGCCACGUGCUGAGCGGGGCAGGCAACUUCAUGGAUGACUCCACAAAAAACCUGCAUUCCGUCCCAGCUGGCUACCUGCGUUUCUUCUAUGGCCAGCCGACUUCUCUGGGGGGGUUUGCCUACAUUAAGGUCGAUGGGAAAGAGAUGAGCAUCACCUACCUUGACAGCAAGCGCCGGUCGCUCUACAAGACCUCGUUGCCCCGGAGGAGACUUCGCUGAGGCCAGGGCAAGCCUCUGCCACCCACAGACUUGAGGGCAAGGGGGGUUGCUCUUUCCACCUGGCUUGGGAACUAGCCUGAGAAAAAAUCGAACUGCUUGUCUUUGGAGGGAGGGUGUUCUCCCUCACACUUUUAAGAUGUCACGGUACACAAACCAGCUGUAGGUGCGUGCUUCUGUUUGCCUCCCAGUAGAACAGCAUAUCUUCUCCGUCACCUCAAACUCCCUCUGAAGCCCUGUAAUCUCCUGCCCUGAUCCUGGGAACACACCAGAUCAAGAGGUCCUCGGUUCUUUCUCCUCUUGCCUCUUGGCAGGCCAGGGAGGCAAGCCAAACAAAGGCUACGGUAAAAGGUUUUCAGCAUUUUAGGAUAAGCUCACCCCUGGAAGCAAGGAGGAUCGAGCAGUACGAGGCAGGAAGAAGAGACCCGUGCAGCCCGAAGUUUUCACUUUUGUCCUGGGGGAAGUGACCCCUUCAGGGCACGGCAGCGUGGGAAAGGGCGACAGGUGUGGCUUGCACACGUUUCUGCCUCCUCUGUCGUGCACCAUCACCCGGCUGCUUUAGACAGGAGAUGCUCAUCAGGAAAAGGACAGACGCAAGGCACUACUGGAUAGCCAUCAUUCCUUGCUCUGAGAAAUGCAUAGAUGGGCGGGGAGGGGGACGUGCCUUGCCCUGUU